Messenger RNA from Triticum aestivum (bread wheat), 1137 nucleotides. RefSeq names its product probable protein phosphatase 2C 56. Gene Ontology annotation, molecular function: cation binding; protein serine/threonine phosphatase activity. Gene Ontology annotation, biological process: protein dephosphorylation. NCBI's taxonomy places the organism in Eukaryota, Viridiplantae, Streptophyta, Magnoliopsida, Poales, Poaceae. The record is from RefSeq and is a predicted model, not a curated record.
GUCAGCAGUGACUUGGAAUACCUGGUUCUCGCUACAGAUGGUCUUUGGGAUGUCGUGCAAAAUGAGAUUUGGAGUACGUGCAUUCAGGCUUAAAUGUGCAAAUGCACACUGCUGGAGCGCCCUUCAGCAACGAGGAGGCCCAUCGCGACACAGCCGCCGCCUGCGUCGGUUCUCCCCAGCGCGACAUGGACGCCGCCGGCGUCGGUUCUCCCCAGCACAGCCACUCUGAAGACGGAAAGGUCCACUGUAGCUGUUGUUUGUUCCGUUUGUUGAGGCUUGGUCGGCCUGCUGCUACCGUUUCAGGAGGUUGCAAGACCAGUUCUUUGGUUGUCCUUUUAAUCAAAACUUAUGUUGUUAUGUUUGGAGGCGAGUCUGCAUUGGUCUCAUCCUGAUGGAAUUCAUUAAGAUCAUAUCAUGGUGGGAAUGUUAAGAGCGGGGACCUUAUAUUUAGAAACAGCAAGGUGCUAUUUUGUUUGUCAGUGAUAGGCCUCGUGGAGUUGCAGUUGGUAUGUUGGAUUCAUGUUUGCUGCCUUCGCUCUGUAUGGAAAUAUUAUAGGAUAUAAUGGGAAUAAUAUAGUUGACAAAUAAGAUGCCACCGUUGAUGCUCUCCAGCAGUAGCUAUGCAGCUUUCUCCUGGGACCAUCGUCAUAAACCAAUCAACUCUUUGAGAAUGGAUGGUGAAGAACCAGAUGUCUUUUGCCUCAAAGUAACUUAAAAACCAAGCUAUCAGAGCUAGCUAAAGGAGAAGACAACAUCAAGAAGGCCAUGGCUGAGGCAAAACUGUGAACAAGAAGCGGGCAAGAUGUGUUGAUGCAAGAUAUCUUUUGCUAUAUCGUGCAUCAUGAUCGUAUGACCCACUCUAUGCAUAUGAACCACUAUAUUGGAUAUUCUUACAUUUUAUUGAAUCAUAUCCUUCCUUGAGAAUUGUGUCUUAGGGUUUUGCUCUCAUGCUCCUGCUGUUGUACUAAACUUAAUGUCAGCUAAUGUCCUUUGCCACCCCGCACUGUUGUACUAAACUUAAUGGCAGCUAAUGUCCUUCGGGCACCCCGCAUCAAGGUGUGUUGCCUAUUUUUUGUGGUCUUCUGAACACCCUGAACUUGAUAUUACCUUAUAAUCUCUUGCCGAUAUUGAGCAUCA